Molecule: messenger RNA, 1662 nt
Organism: Brassica rapa (field mustard)
Lineage: Eukaryota; Viridiplantae; Streptophyta; Magnoliopsida; Brassicales; Brassicaceae
Product: formimidoyltransferase-cyclodeaminase
Molecular function (GO): transferase activity; folic acid binding
Source: RefSeq, a predicted model, not a curated record
ACAGCUUUCAACAUUAAAUGCCCCUCUCUCUCAGUACAGACUACAGACAGUGUCUAAGGAGGGCCCAAUUGUUUUGGGCCGCUUAUAUUCUGACCCAAAAGUAACAUCAUAAAUCCCCAAAUCUCUAGUCUUAACUCCUUUUAACCCUAAUUAAAAUUUUAGAAGAUACAUCGUAUCUAUCUCGAGAGAUCAUCAUCAUCAUCAUCAUCAUCACUUUUCAAUUGGACGAUGAGUUCAGAAGAUAUCUUCGAUUGUAUACUCCGCCUAGAGGAAACACACAUACAACAAGGCUUCGACGAAGGUUACGAAGCGGGUCUUGUCUCGGGUCGGGAAGACGCUCGUCAUCUUGGAUUGAAACUCGGGUUCGAGACUGGCGAGCUUCUCGGAUUCUACAAGGGCUGCUCUUCCCUCUGGAACUCACCUGCUCUCCUUGCUCACUUGUCUCCUCAGCUCCACAAGCACCUCCACGACUUCCAAGCCUUGCUCGAUAAGUUUCCGAUGAUGGAUCCAGAGGACGAAACCAAAGACGAGAUCAAGGAUGGUCUCAGGGUCAAGUUCAACAUCAUAUGCGCAUCUCUCGGCCCAACAAAGAAAGCUUUUAUUUUAUUUGUUUAUUUAUCUUGGUCGGAGGAGGAGAUGUUGAGGAGAGAAAUGCUUGGUUGUUGCAAGGUUUAUAUAUCUGAAGCGAGGAACAAGACUGCCCUUGAAGCUAUCGAGAGAUCCGCAAAGACUUUUCCACCAGCUGCGAUUGUCAACAAGUUUGAAGACGCUGCUUAUGGUAGGGUUGGGUACACUCUCGUCUCCGCUCUAGCUCACGAGGGGUCGUCAUCUUCUUCUCCCCUGAAGAGUGCGGUCUUUGCGAUGGUUAAGACUGCUCUCGACGCGAUCAACCUCGAGUCGCAUUGUGGUUCCCAUCCCCGGCUUGGUGUGGUCGACCACAUAUGCUUUCACCCUUUGUAUGAGACCUCUAUUGACCAAGUUUCUUCCGUUGCUACUUCCUUGGCCAGGGAUAUCGGAUCCAUUCUCAGAGUUCCUACGUAUCUAUAUGGAGCAGCACAUGAGGAGCAGUGCACGCUGGAUUCGAUAAGAAGGAAGCUGGGGUAUUUCAAGGCGAACAGGGAGGGACAUGAAUGGGCAGGUGGGUUGGAGUUGGAGGUGGUUCCUGUCAAGCCAGACGCAGGGCCACAGGAGGUGAGCAAAGCCAAAGGGGUUGUGGCGAUUGGGGCGUGCGGGUGGGUCAGUAACUACAACGUGCCAGUCAUGUCAACUGAUCUCAAGGCGGUGAAGAGAAUUGCGAGGAAGGCAAGCGAGAGAGGAGGAGGCUUGGCUUCGGUGCAGACGAUGGCUCUGGUGCACGGGGAAGGAGUGAUAGAGGUCGCUUGUAACUUGUUGAAUCCAAGCCAAGUCGGAGGAGAUGAAGUUCAGGGACUGAUCGAGAGGCUUGGCGGAGAGGAAGGUCUGAUUGUGGGAAAAGGGUAUUAUACGGACUAUACAGCCGACCAGAUCGCUCAAAGGUAUAAGGAGUUGCUCAUCUGUUGAUAUAAUACAAUGAGUUGUUUGUUUGUGUUCAAGAUGAGAAAUUUUAAAGUCAAAAACAAUUUGUUGUCAUUCCCUUAUCUUAUAGAAUAUUCAUUAGAUUUUGCGGUUGCGUUUUUCUAAAUU